This is a messenger RNA of Stylonychia lemnae, 816 nucleotides long. The record is from the annotation of a GenBank genome assembly. NCBI's taxonomy places the organism in Eukaryota, Ciliophora, Spirotrichea, Sporadotrichida, Oxytrichidae.
AUGUAGCCAUAUUUUCCUCCAAUAUAUCCUCAAGUUAGUUUAAGUAAACCUUCAGUUAUAAAGCCAACAAUUAAGCGAAAUAGAAGUAUAAAUGGAAAGGGUAAAUUUGAAUGCCCACAUUGUUCUCGUAGAUGCCAAUCUUAACAUGCAAUGGAUAAUCAUGUUCGAGUUCACACAGGUGAAAAGCCAUUUCCUUGUCUUGUUCCAGGAUGCGAUAAAUUCUUUAAAUAAAAAAGCUAAUAAUACUCUCAUAUGCGUAAUUCUCAUAAUUAUAACACAGAUUUACUUAAGAACGCAAAAAUUCCAGGAAGUAGUGGGCCAUAGGUGUUCCUUAACCCUAAUUCCAAUAACACUGGUGCUAAUCCAAACGCAGAUACAAAUAUGCAGUCUAAUCCAAGCAAUCUUAUGAAUAAUUCCUAUUCACUAGGAUUAGAUCCAAAUAAAAUAGCAAUUGAUGAGUAAUUCCAAAUGAAAACCUUUUAGAAAGUAACAGUGAAAAAAGAGGAUGAUCUAGUAUCAAAGGUCUACUAAGCGAUUAAAAAAAGAACUAAAGAAAAAUAUAUAAAAUAAAAAGAAAAUGAAGAUAUUUUAUAAUCUGAAGGAGAAAAUGAAGACUCAAUGAUUAAUAACGAUAUAGUGCAUUCUGAAUCUUACAUCAUGCAACCCUAAUACAAUGAAGAGCUACCUCAAUAUAUGAUUCAGUAAUAGAAUAAUUAGUAACAAUUACAGCAAUAGGAAUAGCAAAAUGGAACUCCUAUAACAAACUCAUUAAAUUACUUCUAGCAAAAGUAAAAUGAUAAUGCUAAUAAAUAUUGA